Messenger RNA from Maylandia zebra (zebra mbuna), 4171 nucleotides. NCBI's taxonomy places the organism in Eukaryota, Metazoa, Chordata, Actinopteri, Cichliformes, Cichlidae. The record is from RefSeq and is a predicted model, not a curated record.
GUGAUCGUAAAGAGCCAAAGAGUCUCAGGGCUUUGUGUUCGGGGUUAUCGCUCUUCCCUCCUCAUCGACCUUCCUCCUGCUUAUACCAAGGAUUGCAUACCAGUAAACAGAGCCCAUAUCCCAACAUGCGAGACAGCUAAAAGGUGGAAUCAUCUCUCCAAGGUCAUAGAAGAGAUUCCACCUCUACAGGACUGUGAGGUUGGUUUAUUGAUAGGCUAUAACUGCGUACGAGCAAUGGCACCAAGAGACGUCAUAACGGGAGGAGACGAUGAGCCUUAUGCAAUUCGUACCGACUUAGGAUGGAGCAUAGUUGGUGGUACGUCGACAUGCCCCGACACCUCAAGUACGGCGGGACAGUGCUUCCGAGUUGCAGUCAGGGAGCUCCCACCAGUCACUCCGGCAGAUGCCAUUCGCAUUCUAGAGUCUGACUUUAAGGAUGCUAAGGAAGACGGCAAACCAGUGUCUCAGGAGGACAUCCUGUUCCUGGACAAACUCAAGAACCACAUCGAAAAGAACAGUCUAGGUCACUACGAGAUGCCGUUGCCCUUUAAGGAGAGACCUACCUUACCUGACAACAAACAGCUUGCAGUCAUACGUCUGAGCCAUCUAAAGAGGAAGCUGUUAAAGGAUGAAGGGUACAAAGAACAGUAUAUCAAGUUCAUGGAGGAGGUCAUAGAAAGGGGUGAUGCAGAGGAAGUCCACGAUGAUGGGAAAGAGGGCGAAAAAUGGUACAUACCUCAUCACGGUGUAUUCCACGACAAGAAGCCAGGCAAACUGCGCGUGGUGUUCGACUGCUCUGCCAAGUACCAGGGAACCAGUUUGAAUGAUCAUCUGCUCACUGGACCUGACCUGAUGAACAAUCUCAACGGUGUACUUCUUCGCUUCCGGUUGCACUCCACUGCAUUGAUGUGCGACAUAGAGAAAAUGUUUCACCAAUUUCAUGUGAAGAAGUCAGACCAGGAUUACCUGCGCUUCCUUUGGUGGAAGAAAGGAGAUCUCGGUGCACAGCCCCAAGAAUACCGUAUGAGGGUGCAUAUCUUUGGCGCAGCCUCAUCGCCUGGCUGUGCGAACUACGGAUUGAAGCAUUUGGCUACAGAAAAUAAGGACCGAUACCCAUUAGGCUCUCAGUUCAUUCUGAGAAAUUUCUAUGUCGACGAUGGAGUCACAAGUACAGACAGCUCAGAGAAGGCUAUCAAGUUAGCAGAAGAAGCCAGAAAACUUUGUGCCCUGGGUGGUCUUAGGCUCCACAAGUUUGUGUCCAAUGACAAAGCUGUCCUGGUAAGCAUACCAGCAACUGAACGUGCAUCAGACAUUAAAGACCUCAACCUUGCCUUUGAUAACUUACCUUCAGAGAGAGCGUUGGGUAUCCAAUGGCACGUCGAAUCAGACUGCCUGAAGAUCAGCACCAACCUUAAGGAACAGCCUGCAACACGUCGAGGCAUAUUGUCCAUUGUUGCAUCCCUGUACGAUCCCUUGGGUCUCAUAGCCCCCUUUUUGCUCAUUGGAAAGGAAGUGCUGCAGCAGAUGUGCUGCCAUGGAACAGGUUGGGACGACCCUCUAACCAACGAACUUCGUCCACGGUGGGAGAAAUGGAAAAACGACCUCAACAACUUGGAGAGGAUAAAUAUACCCCGAAGUUAUGCCCCGGCAGAUUUCGGAAGGGUUAUUAAACGUGAGUUACAUCACUUCUCCGACGCAAGCACUACUGGCUAUGGACAGUGUUCAUAUCUGAGGCUUAGCAAUGAAGAAGGAGACAUCCACUGUGCUUUAGUCAUGGCCAAAUCUCGUGUCGCCCCAACAAAGGUCACCACGAUCCCAAGAUUAGAGUUGACGGCUGCAGUCAUCUCUGUGAAAACCAGCAAUGUUUUGAAGGAAGAACUUGGAUAUGCGGACAUUGAAGAGCAUUUUUGGACCGAUUCCAAGGUUGUACUAGGGUACAUCAAUAAUGAGGCUCGACGUUUUCAUACAUUCGUAGCCAACCGUAUCCAGAAGAUACAUCUCUACACGAAUCAAAGGCAAUGGAGAUACGUCCCUACUGACCAGAAUCCUGCGGAUCGUGCUUCUAGAGGUUGUUUUGUCCAUGAGCUAAUAUCAUCGGACUGGUUUACCGGCCCUGCAUUUCUAUGGGAAAAGGGAGUUGACCUCUCAGAAGAGGUGGCUCCGGAACUGUCAGUCGGAGAUCCAGAAGUUAAGGAAACACGGACUCUAAACACGGAAACUGUAGAACAAGAUUCUCUUACUUAUCGGCUGGCAAAGUUCUCAUCCUGGACUCGUGCCAUCUGUGCAGUGGCUCGCAUUCUUCGAAGGAUCAACAAGGAUAAGUCAAUCGGCCUCUCUACAGUGCAGGAAAGAGAAGAAGCCGAGCGCCUCAUCAUCAAAGAUCUGCAGAGACAAACAUAUUCGGAGGAAGUGCGGCUACUGAAGAAAGGUUGUCAGCUGCCACCUCAUAACAAGCUACAUCACCUCAACCCCUUCUUGGACAACAAUGGUGUGAUUAAGGUGGGAGGUCGACUCCGUGAUUCAAACCUUCCUCUCUCAGUUAAACACCCUACCAUCAUUCCAAAGGAACAUCAUGUUACAAGGAUGAUCAUAGCAUACUGUCAUGAAGAAGUCAAACAUCAAGGCAAGGGGAUGACUCUCAGUGCAAUUAGGACAAGAGGUUACUGGAUACCAGGAAUUGGCAGGACGGUUGCAUCCUAUCUUCGCCGAUGUGUAGUUUGUCGGAAGCUUCGGAGACGGACAGAAGAACAGAAAAUGGCCGAUCUCCCUCCAGAGCGAGUAAAUCCAUCUCCACCCUUUACCUACUGUGGAAUGGAUUGCUUUGGACCCUUCUAUAGCAAGCAAGGACGUAGUGUGCGAAAACGAUAUGGUCUCCUUUUCACCUGCUUCUCCUCCAGAGCCAUCCAUAUUGAAAUGCUGGAGGAUCUAUCUACAGACUCAUUCAUAAUUGGACUGCGCUGCUUCAUUGCUAUACGUGGAGCCGUACGCCAGAUCAAAUCUGACCAAGGCAGUAACUUCCUAGGAGCCAAGAAUGAACUGCAGGAAGCCCUCACGGAAUUAGAUGGUGAUAAACUGACGAACUUCCUUUCUAAGAAGCAGUGUGACUUCAUCCUAAAUGCUCCUGGAUCAAGUCAUGUUGGUGGAUUGUGGGAGCGUCAAAUUAGAACAGUCAGGAGUGUUCUCAACGCGACCCUUGGACUCUCACCUGGAAACCUACCUGAUGCUUCCCUCCGAGCAUUCUUCUAUGAAGCAAUGACGAUAGUUAAUAGUCGUCCUCUCACUAUUGAAAACCUACAUGAUCCCAACAGUCUUGAGCCACUGACACCAAACCACUUACUUACCCUGAAGUCUACCAUGGCCCUUCCUCCCCCCGGCAAGUUCAUAAGGGAAGAUAUGUAUGCGAGAAAGAGAUGGCGCCACGUACAAUAUUUGGCCGAGCAGUUCUGGAGCCGUUGGCAGAAAGAGUACUUAGCCAACAUUGCCUUUAGACAACGCUGGCACACCCCAAAGAGAAACCUGCAGAUUGGGGAUAUAGUCAUAAUGAAGGAUGAAGACUUGCCCAGAAAUGAAUGGAGGUUGGGAAGAGUCGUAGAGACUACAAUGGACAGAGAUGGACUGGUUAGGAGAGUGAAGCUCUGUCUAGGUGACAGGAAACUUGGCAAAAAUGGUGAACGUCUUACUAAGCGGUCAGUGCUCGAACGGCCAGUUCAAAAACUAGUCUUAUUGUUGGAAGGUGACUAGUCCAUUCCUUGCAUACUAUGCUUCUGUUGUUUGGUCAUUAUUUGUAUUAUGAAAUCAUUGUGUUCUUUCUUCCUAUGUUUAUGGAGUUAUGUUUUUGAACACUAAUGAUUUGGUGGGAGUGUAAAUGACCCAGAUUAUUUGUUUAUUUGAUAUUUUUCAAACAGUUAAAUCCCUGAACGAAUUAUACCUUAUAAUAUAGAUUAAACUCUUAUUUUGAAAUUCGUAACGGGCAACUUCCGGGAAGGAAGAUCGUACCGCAACUGCUUGCCGCAGAAAGGAUUAAAUGAGAAGGUUAUCGUUUUCCAUCCAUCUUAAAAUUAGCAUCUAGCUGGAAGGCGAACAGCUCUUACGAUGUGUCUAUGGCAAUUUGUGAAUAAAUGGGUUGGAAUACCCCACCAUGGUCCAUCCGUAAUGAUCAUUGAGUGCAUCG